UGGAGACGCCUAACCUUCGUCUUACUGAGCGUGACUGUCACCGGCUCGGUGGCGCAGCACGUGCCACCGUGAUUAAGAAUCCACCUGCCAAUGCAGGGGACACGGGUUCAAGCCUUGAUCCGGGAAGAUCCCACAUGCUGCGGAGCAACUAAGCCUGUGCGCCACAACUACUGAGCCUGCACUCUGGAGCCCGCGAGCCAUAACUACUGAGCCCCCGUGCCACAACUACUGAGCCUGCACUCUAGAGCCCGCGUGCCACAACUACUGAAGCCCGCGCGCCUAGAGCCUGUGCUCCGCAACAAGAUAAGCCACUGCAGUGAGAAGCCCGUGCACUGCAACGAAGAGUAGCCCCCGUGCAGAGCAACAAAGACCCAACACAGCCAUAAAUAAAUAAAGGAAUAAAAAAAGAAAGGAAGGAAACAAAAGAAGGAAAAAAAGGAAGAAAGAAAGAAGGAAGGACAGGGAGGAAGGAAGGAAGGAAGAAAGAAAGUUGUCUUGCUGAAAUUGCUCAGCUUCUUUUCCGAUGUGGACAGAAGACUGCAGAAAAUCAACCUAUCCUCCCUCUGGACCAACCUAUAGGGGUCCGGUUCCGUGGUACACUAUAAAUCUCGAUUUACCACCGUACAAAAGAUGGCAUGAAUUGAUGGUUGACAAGGCACCAGCGCUAAAAGUUAUAGUGAAUUCCCUGAAAAAUAUGAUAAAUGCAUUUGAGCCAAGUGGAAAAAUUGUGCAGUUAGUGGAUCAAAAGUUGCCUGGUCUACUUGGCAACUUUCCCGGGCCUUUCGAGGAGGAAAUGAAGGGGAUUGCAGCAGUUACUGAAAUACCUUUAGGAGAGAUUAUUUCAUUCAAUAUUUUCUAUGAAUUUUUUACCAUUUGUACUUCAAUAAUAACAGAAGACAAAGAAGGUCAUCUACUACAUGCCCGAAACAUGGAUUUUGGAGUAUUUCUUGGGUGGAAUGUAAACAAUAAUACCUGGGUCGUAACUGAGGAACUAAAACCUUUAACAGUGAAUUUGGACUUCCAAAGAAACAAUAAAACUGUCUUCAAGGCGGCAGGCUUUGCUGGCUAUGUGGGCAUGUUAACAGGAUUCAAACCAGGACUACUUAGUCUUACGCUUAAUGAACGUUUCAGUACAAAUGGCGGUUUUAUGGGUGUCAUAGAAUGGAUUUUGGGAAAGAAAGAUGCCAAGUGGAUAGGGUUUAUCAUUAGAUCAGUUCUGGAAAAUAGCACAAGUUAUGAAGAAGCCAAGACUAUAUUGACCAAAACCAAAGUAUUGGCCCCAGCAUACUUUAUCCUGGGAGGCAACAAGUCUGGGGAGGGUUGUGUGAUUACACGAGACAGAGAACAGUCUUUGGAUAUAUAUGAACUCGACCCCAAGCAGGGUAUAUGGUAUGUGGUGCAAACAAAUUAUGACCGUUGGAAAAAUCCCUUCUUCCUUGAUAAUCGCAGAACACCUGCAAAGAUGUGUCUAAACCAGACAACCCAAGAGAAUAUCUCAUUUGCAACCAUGUACGAUGUCCUGUCAACAAAACCUGUCCUCAACAAGCUGACGGUAUACACAGCCUUGAUAGACGUUACCAAAGGUCAAUUUGAAACAUACCUGCGGGACUGCCCAGACCCCUGUAUAGGUUGGUGAGCACACACCUGGCCUAUAGGGUGCGACCUGUAUGACAUCAAGAUGGGAGCUCACACGGGGCUGAGAAGUACAGCUGUCUGAUCUCCUUCAGAAGACUGAGACUGAGGACGGGUUCUCUGAGGUGUGAGCUUGUCCUGCUUGGUAUGUUUACAAUUCACAGGCUGUUUUUGCCGUAAUGGUUGAUUUUUCUUAUAUACAAAUUAACUCCUUUUAGUGAAGUACAACAAUCAUCCAGAACUUACUGUGGUUCAUUUCAGUCUGAUUCAUUUGAGGAUGGGGAUGGGUAAUUACAACUAUUGCGGGACCCACCCCCAUGGAAUAAAGCAAGAUUCUCUGUGAGCACAGAAUCCUGUACAUCUGUGUAAUAGUUAAAUAGUCCAUAUUAUUCAGUUUUUCACUUUUAUUUACAUAUUUGUAUGUUUUUGUCUUUUCUUCCUGGCUCUUACUAUUAAAAUUAAUAUACCAUU
Molecule: messenger RNA, 2103 nt
Organism: Globicephala melas (long-finned pilot whale)
Lineage: Eukaryota; Metazoa; Chordata; Mammalia; Artiodactyla; Delphinidae
Gene: ASAH1
Product: N-acylsphingosine amidohydrolase 1
Biological process (GO): fatty acid metabolic process
Cellular component (GO): lysosome
Molecular function (GO): fatty acid amide hydrolase activity; N-acylsphingosine amidohydrolase activity
Source: RefSeq, a predicted model, not a curated record